AUGGCAAUGGAUUCUGGCACCAUCGCUGCUGUUGCGGCCCUGGUUGUCUCGGUAAUCGCCAUGAUAGUGGCAUGCGCACAGGCUAUCCAACAAUAUGUCAUCACGGGCCAGCUAAUUCGCAUCUGCGAUGGCGUGGUCUAUGGCAAAAUGCCUGGGCAAGGCAGACGAGUCUGGGAAUACUCCCAAUUUCGCUUUCGAGUGGUCUAUUCGAUGCCACAAGUUGGCCUGAGGCCGAGCCUGUGGUUCGACAUGCUCCCGCAGCAGCAAUCAUAUUAUUCCAAGGGGCAUCUCCCGCUUCCAGAUCUGCGUCACAGAGCCCACAGGCGAGUCGAUAACAGCUUCUCUUAUGCUUUGGGCUACCUGCCCCGUCCACGGAUGCGGUCCGAAUACUCAGCUACCCCAGGAGAAGCGUCGUGGGUAUCAUUCUGUCGAGUGGCCCAACAUGCAAGCGAGAGUGAUCUUUUCUACGAUCUGAUCGAUUGCGAUGCGGAUCGCUGUCCUUCCGAUCUUCCAGCUGUUCCUAUGCAAGUUUCAUUACGAGACGCCGCUGUCAUCGCCAUCAUGGCCGGCAUGAGGUGCACCUAUGCCUCGUUUGAAAAGAAGUCGCUGUCCAUGAGUGGUUCAGGAGGAACCAUCACAUCGUCCUGGCAUCCACUACUAGGUGCCACCAUCCAUUUUGCACCGCGCAACUACAAUGCGCUGUCGGACAAUGACGCUCGCAUGGACGAGAUCCUGGGCCUGCGAAUCGGCCGUGGCAGUAUCAGCUCGGCCUGGAUGGCGCGAAUGUCGGAUAUUAUCAUAAUUGCCGGACGCCAGUAUGAUUCGCACGACAGGAGGUCGUACGAGGAGUUUGAAGGACACACUUGGAUUACCCUAUCCAGAAGUCGCGCCAUGGUGAAAGCUUCAAUGUACAGUCCACUACGCCAGGCCCAUUCUCCAGUGCGCACGUAUCGAUUGCGGUCGAUAUCCCCUGGCCGCGACUUUAGGCCUCGUGGAAGGAGCAGGGCGUCAACUCGGUCCAGGUCCCGUCAAAGCGUCACCUCCAGGGCUGAUGGCCCAAUCAUUCUACCACCUGAACCAGCGGCAGGAGCCGCAGGGGAAGCCUUCGAAGUUGGGAUCCGGCCAAGUAAGAAUGACGGCAACUGGACGUUUGAGUCUGAAGUCAGUGCAUCGACAUCCGUCUCCGGCGAUAUCCCUCAACACAAAAAUGUCCCCCAACAUUUGUAUCAGAGUGAAGGGACCGCUACGCCACCAAUCGAUUCUCGUUAUAAGCGUGCCGUGGCGUUCUUGCGCACUCGUUUCAGUUCUGUGCAUGCCGUAAUGUUGAGACGUGAACCUGCAGCUGAUCUAGAAAACGACGGCAUGACCGGCAUUCCAGCGAUGACCACUGCGCACACCCAAAGCGCCGGCAACAGGCAAGCUGACAAGCAUGGACGACGCAGAUCAAGGAGCAUUCCCGCGAAAAAUCAGCCGCAACAUGCUGGAGUAGGCCAUGCAGGUGGUCAUCUUCGACCGCGCAGGGCCGUGCGUACAGGGUUAGAUGGACAGGGUUUACAAGAUUACAUCACCGAGAAAAGGGCGCGUCCCGUUGGUGUUGAUUCUACCGUGCAUGGGCAGCUGUUACUACCCUGGCGACCCGAAGCCGAGGAAAGCUCUGGCCUUCCCGAUCAACAAGGGGAACCAGAAGACUGGAUACAAUCAGUCCACCAAUUGCAUCUAGAUCAGACGCUCUUUGCCAUUCAUAAAUGGCGAAUGAUGCUCGACAAAAGACGACAGCUUCGCGAAGAGUCGAGCACGCAAGACGAUUGGGAGGUAGAGAGCCUGCAGACCUAUCGCUCGGCAUCGGUUCCGUCAAGCAGGGCUACUACUCCUCCCUCGAGAAGAGAUUCUCGCUCAGGAUCGAGAGAAAGCAGGGGGAGUACACACCGAAGUGGGACCUUGAGUCCAAGGGGCGAUCUCGAGCCAGAAGCAAGAGGUCGAGUCAGGACGCCAAAAAUGGUGGGAGAGUUGAGAUAUCAAUCUCCCAGCCCUCUUUCUCUCCAUCGCAGCACCGGCCGCGGAUCUGUGUCUGAUGAAGCUCGUCGCGUUGCCUACGGGGACGAACCUAUCGAUCCAGUUGGCGACAUGACUAGGACAGGACCGUCUGAGGAAGAGCCUGAAAUCAAGUGUGAUCCGUCGAUUCAGCUUAGAGAGAAUCAGACUGAUCGGAAUCACGACGACGAGACUACGAAUUCCACACCGUCGCAUUCCUCCUCGAAGAAACAGCAGGUGAAGAAACCUAGGAGGGUGCAGAUCCUCCUUCCCGGCCACCCAGACGACCCUGAAUCUGAAAUUGCCAGCAUUGCGACCACCAGCAAUGCGAGUGAACGGAACAGUUCUGUAGAGAGAGCCCGCCCACGUGUUGGGUCAUUGAAGAGAAGUGAUACCCGAGGCGGAGACCUACCGAGAGUCGCCGGUGGUGUUGAUGAGAGCCGGCUGGGUGAUCAGGGCGCAGAGAACAUACGUCCAGCACCGGUACCAGUCAAGCCCAUCCUCAAAGCACCCAAACAACACUUUCCUGAAGACGAGUAUCCUGUCCGAGAAGGCGUUGCAACACUGAGGGAUCUCACCAAAGACGGGAUCCCAGCUGGUGCACGAUGGACGAAGAUCAAGCGCGCCCUUGUGAACCCGGAAGCAUUGGAAAGAUGCCGGGAGAGAUUCGAGGAACGAGAUGACAGUGUCAUUGUCCUGCGGGUGCUUUCCAAGAAGGAGAUCAUCAAGUUGGCGCAGUUGACCCAGGAGAUCAGGGAAGCGCGAGAGCAGCAGUGGCAUCCAGAUAGGCUGACCGAGUCUCCAGCUUCAAUGUCUGACAGCGAGGACGAAUUUCAUCGCUACCAGACCGCAGACGCACCUUCUCAUGCAGCACCUCGACAAGGACGACGAACAGCCUCAUCAUCCAGAGGCUCGUCACCAAGCCCCCACAGCCGUCUGACAUCCCCGGCCGUUUCUAUUCCACCGACUCCGACUUCUGACAGGAACAGCUUCAUCUCCCAGCCAGGACCCCGUCGGCGUCGCGCAUCUACUCGAUCCGAUAUCUCGGUGAGGGAGAGUCUAGAGAGCGACAGUGACGACCUGCAGAGACCCCGAUCGCGAAGCACGGGUCGGCGAUCGAUAUUCGACGAUGAACUGGCUCCCACAAGCAGACCUAGUACGGGGUUUGACACGAACCCGCAACCCGAGGAGAAGCCUUCGCCAGGCCUGGUCGACUGGUUCUGGUUAUCGCAAGCAGACGUCCUCCCAGGGUAUUGUGCCACCCCCUGGCAACGCCACUUCUCUGAGUCGACCUGUUUCGGCGCGAUCAUGACGAUGCUAGUGGCGCUGGAAUACUACUACGCGGACGUGUCGACCCUCCGCUAUGUGGAGAAACAAGCGCACUGCGAACAGUGGAUUCGCCAGGGAAGAAGUACGUACCCCAGCUACGCCAUCAACGCCAUGGGCGGCGUGGUGGUUUCGCGAAAGUACCCGCGGGUCAAAUUCGACUGUCUGUCGACCCCGAUCCCCCCAAUCGAGCUCUUGGACUCCUACAGAUACCAGGUCACCCGCUCGGGCUUUGAAGGGUCGUCCCGGAGUGUGAUGGAGCGGCUGGGCGAGUUGAUGUGUCUGGACUCCUGGCUGUCGCUCUGCGGGCGGCUGCCCGAGAUCUACGACGGCAGCAACGACAUGCUCCGCAGCACGCCGGCGCUGGUGCAGAAGAUCAUGACCGACUUCGACUUCGUCUUCUCGCGCCUGAACCGCACCCCGGCCGAGGGGGGCCUGCAGAUCAUCCAGGAGGUGGCCGAGUCGAUCGUGCACACGCUGGAGCAGGAGUCGCUGUCAGAGGUGGAACAGCUCUUUGCCGUGGUGGCGAUCCUGCGAACGGCCAAGAUGGCCCUGUGUGUGAUCUACGGGCCGGGGACGGCUCAGUUGAGAGAUAUCUUGGUGAACGAUGUCCAGGUCUAUCUUGUAUGA
This is a messenger RNA of Fonsecaea erecta, 3987 nucleotides long. RefSeq lists its product as hypothetical. The transcript has a single exon. The coding region runs from base 1 to 3987 and encodes 1328 amino acids. NCBI's taxonomy places the organism in Eukaryota, Fungi, Ascomycota, Eurotiomycetes, Chaetothyriales, Herpotrichiellaceae. The record is from RefSeq and is a predicted model, not a curated record.